Molecule: messenger RNA, 1818 nt
Organism: Telopea speciosissima
Lineage: Eukaryota; Viridiplantae; Streptophyta; Magnoliopsida; Proteales; Proteaceae
Product: pectin acetylesterase 9
Exons: 14
Coding region: 317-1570 (417 amino acids)
Molecular function (GO): hydrolase activity
Source: RefSeq, a predicted model, not a curated record
CUCACUCACUCUCCCACUCACUUUCCAUAUUAGAUUAUCGAUAGUUUUAGUAGGUGAUCCAAAUCCUUGUUAGAAACUAGUUAGACAUGUUAACGGCUGGAGUGAUUAAAAGCUGUUUUGAAACGUUUAAUUUAGAAGAAUUGAAAACACAGAAGGAGAUUCAGUUCGUCAUGGCUCUUCGUGGAUGAGAUUUGAGAGCCAAGUGGAUCGUUCUUGAGUUCAGUUUCUCUCCAUCCAAAGAAGAAGAGGAAGAAGAAAAAGGCCAACUUGUUAUUGGGUUGUUUUUGCAUCUCUGCUGAAUUGAAAUUUCAUUUCAAUGAAGAAGGGGUUCUUUGCAAUUAGCUUGCUUUUGCUGACAUGUGCUCAGAGUAUCUAUUCAGAGGAGCAGCUUAGAGUAAAAAUGACCCUGGUUCAAAAUGCUGCAGCUCAAGGGGCAGUCUGCUUGGACGGAAGCUUGCCUGCCUAUCAUCUUCACCCAGGGUUUGGAUCUGGAGCAAAUAACUGGCUUUUACAGUUUGAGGGAGGUGGGUGGUGUAAUGAUGUAGCAUCAUGCCUCGAGAGAGCGAAAACUCGACGAGGAUCUACAAGAUACAUGAAUAAGUGGGAGGUAUUCUCUGGAAUCCUGAGCAACAAUGUGUCACUUAAUCCUGAUUUCUACAAUUGGAAUCGGGUGAAGCUUCGGUACUGUGAUGGAGCAUCCUUUGCUGGUGAUGAGAAGUUUGACAAUGGAACAGAAUUGCUUUACUUUAGAGGACAAAGGAUUUGGAAGGCCAUCAUUCUUGAUCUUCUCUCUCAAGGCUUGAACCAAGCAGAUAAGGCUUUGCUAUCAGGUUGCUCCGCAGGGGGUCUAGCAACCUUUCUGCACUGUGACAACUUCACCCAGUUCCUACCUACGACUGCCAGGGUUAAAUGCUUAAGUGACGGUGGAUUUUUCCUUGAUGCAAAAGAUAUAAGUUUGAACCAAAUGAUAAGGUCCUUCUUCGAAAACAUUGUUGUACUUCAGGGUGUAGAAAAGAAUCUGGACAGAAACUGCACUAGUUCUCUCUAUUAUCCAAAUCUAUGUUUCUUCCCUCAAUACUCAUUGACAUACAUAACAACACCAUUCUUUAUCUUAAAUUCCGCAUAUGAUGUAUAUCAAUUUCAUCACAUACUGGUGCCACCUUCUGCUGAUUUACGGGGACACUGGAAUCGAUGCAAGCUAAAUCCAACUGCAUGUACUUCAAGUCAGAUAACCAUCUUGCAAGGUUUCAGAUAUGAAAUGCUUGCAGCUUUGAGAUUCUUCUUUGAAUAUUCAAGUGAUGGUGGAUUAUUCAUAAACUCAUGUUUUGCUCAUUGCCAGACUGAAUCACAAGAUACAUGGCUUGCAGACAACUCUCCUAGAUUGCACAAUAAGACAAUUGCGGAGGCAGUUGGGGACUGGUAUUUUGAGAGGAGUGUCAUAAAAGAGAUUGACUGCCCCUACCCUUGUGAUACUACUUGCCACAACAUUAUACCACAGGUUUCAGCACCAAUGCAACUUGGAAUCUCGAAUACAAACACUGUACUUGAACAUGGAAGAACUGAUGGAUAACUCCUCUGAUGAAACAUCCAAGCAACACGAGCUGCAACCCUUCAUCUUUCAACAUAGCCUGGUUUCUUCAGCAAAGCUUGGCUAGUAUAGUUGGCCAUGCCCUGAUUGAAUCUACACUCAGUUCCAUUGGAGAGAAGUGCAGUGAUUUCUUCUGUUCACUUUGUCACUUUUUCUCUUUUUACACAGCAGCUUCAAUAUAGAAUAUCACCUUACUCUUAUCAGAUUGUAUUGCAACCUAUCUGUUCCUC